AUGUCGACAGAUGUAGAUAAACCGUCCGAAAAUUCACUCAAGUUAAACACAAAAGAUGUGUCUAUAGAGGAUUCCUCAACAAUAUUUGAAAAACUGGACAAACUAUUCACUACAUUUAAAAAUAAGAAAUACUACAGAAAAUAUAAACCAAAGUCACAACUAAUAACAAUCCCAAAGUUUUAUUAUAAAUUUAAAAACUGUUACAAGUCUAUAGAUUUUAACGACAUUCCAUAUAGUCCAUCAACAAGUAGGUUAGAAUAUAACUUUCUUGAUAUUUUCUUCAACCUGGUAAGGAAAGGGUUUGGAAUAUCACAGAUUGUAGGAUCUAGCGGAUCCGGAAAGACUUCAAUUUGUCUGAGAAUAGCGGAAAACUUUCCAGGAAUUGCGUUGUAUCUGGAUACAGGCGGUUCAAUAGAUCCCAUAACAUCUCCACAUACGCAUAAAUUCAUCCCACUCAGACUGUAUACGUGUGAAGAACUGUUGCUGUUUUUGAACCAUUUUGAGUCGAGCUUGUCAGAAGACAAGGAGUUAUCGGAACGCCUUAAAAUAAAGGCGAGAUCAGUUGAGAUGUUAAUAGUGGAUUCACUGUGGAUAAUAGACCAACUAGAUAAGUUUCAACAGCAGAUUUUCCUGUAUAAUUUGUCCUCAGUGCUCAAGAGGAUUUCGUUCAAUUAUGAUAUAUGUAUAAUAGUGUGUAUAAACAGCACAGUUAAAUCAAAUACUUUGAAACCAAUAGUGAAAUCAGAAUUAAAAGGGUUAAUUAAAGAAACAGUGUCAAGUUUCCAGACGACAAAACAGCCCAGGAAUAUUUAUGUAAAAUGGAAUUGUAACUGUAACGCACAGUUUCUGUUAUCAUACAAAACAUUGAAUUUCAGACCGAGUAACCUUUCAAUAGAAGAUAGCGAGUAUCCACUGAAACUAAACGAAAUCUACACGUACCAUCCCUCAGACGAGUUGCCAUGGAGACCACCUGAAGUUGAUCAGUUUAGAAAUUUUCUAAUUAGCUCAAAAACAAGGUCAACUAGAGAUUCAAGUACAGGGUAUAUAAAUUUAUGUAUAAUUAGAGGACAGACAGGAAGUGGGAAGAUGACGACAAUAAGAAAACUGUGUAAUGAUUUGAGAAUAAGAUUAAUAGAGUAUGACCCAUUUAACGUAGUUCCAAAUACGCAAGUUGAGUUUGAUUACACAAUUGAUAGUGUGAUAAGGUUCCUACAAAGUUCACUGUCCAGGAGAUGUUUGAGGACUACAGCACCAGAAAAGAUUACUACGAACGAGAAAAUAUUAGUUGGAUCAAGGAAAAUUAAGAGAAUUAAGUCUGAAGUUAGUAAAUAUGAUGGAUCAGGUGCAGGUGGAUUAACAGGAACUAUGAAUUCAGGAGGUCCAGAAGAAGGCCAGCUAGUAUUAAUUUCAGAUUUGCCAAGAGGAAUUCUGAAUUGCAAAUACUCAAAUCUAUACCCAUUACAAAGUUUACUAAGGGAAGUAGUGAUAUCAGAUACGAUGUACCCACUAGUGAUUGUGACAUCAAACUCAAAUGAAGACUAUUUAAUUCUUAGGCGAAUAAUGCCGCCAAAUUAUUUAAAAAAGUCAAGGUGCCUAUUAAUUAACAUUAAGGAAGUCACAAGAGCUAAAAUGACGUCAUUGCUAAAUGUAACCAAGAAGAACAAGCUACUUAACUAUUUGAUGGACUCGUCAGGAGGAGAUAUUCGCUACGUCAUAAAUAAUAUGCGUUUUUAUCAGUGCGAUCCUAAUUUGGAUAUAGAUUUCGAAUGUGAUUCCAAAGAAGAAACAAUUAAAGAUUAUAUAUUGGAAAGAAAUAACCUCAACAACUUUGACUUGUUGGGGAAAAUUCUGUAUAAUAAGCGGAUUCCGGCAGUGUUGAAAGUAAAAAACGAGACUCCAGAAGAGGAAUUGACUGGAGAUUUCAAGUUUUUAGAGUGUUUUAGCCUCUCAAGACCCAUAAAUAUCCAGUCAUCUCAGUCUUAUGAGACCAUUAAUAUGACAUCGACUCCUGUAAAGAGAAAGGAAUGCUCUCCGCGUAAUAGUCAGUCGGCUGUAAGUAGAAUAAAUAGUAGCAGAGAAAGACAGAACCCAGAUUCCAUACCAGUGAUAGUUAAAAUGUUUGGACUUGUAAGUGAGUUUGAUUUUACGAGACCAGUGUCGUACACAAGGUGGCCGGUAUUGACUCCCGAACCAGACGUAAUUAGGUUUAGGCAGACUUCGGAUAAAAUGAUACCUAAGCUAACAAGGCCAGUCUUGUAUUAUAGUCCUGAAAAAAUGGUAGACUCUAUUAAAUCAGACUCAAACUACUUUGCAAACUCGAUUUUUGAUAACUAUUCAGACCUCUACGGGCACAUUGACGACUGUGCAUCAAUGCUUAAGCAUUUUGUAAUUGCUGAUGUUUACCAGUCAAACCCCAAGAACAUAAACGACUCUGAUGUUUCUAGGAUAUUUUUGGCGAUUUGCAUAAGAGCGGCGGCUGACAGUAACAUAUAUGGCUUCGAAAGUCAUAAGCAAAAGUUCCACACAUUCAUCACACACAAGUCAAAAUCAGAGUAUAUCAGAGCAAUGUUUCAGGAUCUUAGGUCAGAAUCGAUAGGAGGAGACGGCAGUAAGCUCUAUUCUAAGGAUGUUCUGUUUACUGAAAUAAUACCUGCACUUUCAGUGGCGACGGUGAGCCAAAACGAGUCAAGUGAAGACGUAACACAAACAUUAUCGAUAGAUGAGGACUAUAACAUAAAUGACGUGAUGGAUAAGGUUGAGAAGAUUCUGGAAGGAAGGCAGGAGACGGUACAUAAGCUAAAAACACUUGAACAGGAGACAAUUUUCACGCCAAAAUUUAAUGAAAUUUUACAGGAAAUCACAAACCACUACUAUUCAUGGGAUAAACACUCACAGGAAUCUAUAUAA
Theileria annulata is the source of this 2907-nucleotide messenger RNA. RefSeq lists its product as uncharacterized. The transcript has 3 exons. Gene Ontology annotation, biological process: mitotic DNA replication checkpoint signaling; DNA damage checkpoint signaling; DNA repair. The record is from RefSeq and is a predicted model, not a curated record. The coding region runs from base 1 to 2907 and encodes 968 amino acids. Gene Ontology annotation, molecular function: chromatin binding. NCBI's taxonomy places the organism in Eukaryota, Apicomplexa, Aconoidasida, Piroplasmida, Theileriidae.